AAUCGGGGCAGAAUUCAGGGCUGCCCUCGCUUGUCGAGAGGAGCCUUCCCGUGCUCCCGGCAUAGCCUUCCCGCAGGUCAAGCGCUUGCCCUCGCGGUAGGCAGAGUGAACGCAAAUACAGGCUGGUCAAGAUGUCUCAGAUCAGCCCACCUCCCCCCUCUGUGCCCCUUGUCCUCCCAGAGGGGGGUUUGACUGCCACUUGUGUGGGGAUGGAGUUAGGAAAUGUUCGUUGGGGGGGGGAGGAUGGGUAGCAACGGUUAAAUCCGUGCAGAAGGCGCUAAUGCGUUGCUUGCGUGAUAAUUAAGCGCAGAGUUUGGUUGGGAGGGGGAAUAUCCUUAUUGGCCUUGUGGCAGCGUGGCUCGUUUCAUGUCAGCCUCAGACUGUAAGAAGCUGCCAUUUACCUCCUUCCCCGGCCCCGCAUAGGAAAAUGAAGUAAAAACGGCGCAGCGUGGCACGUGCUGGGAAUCUGUUUCUGCUUGUCUUCUGCUUAAAGCCUUCUUUGGGGGUGUACUGGGGAGGCCUCAUGCUGUUACAAAGAUACAAUGCUUUGUUUCUCCCCCCGGUAGGUUUCCCCAUGUCCGUGACGUGUUGGCCGAGGCUCUGCGGCUCCUCUCCGCCCUCGGAGCGGCCAGUCGCUGCCCUCUGGACUCCGUGAUCCCCGACGGGCGUCAUGAGCAUUGCAAUCCCUCUGGGAGUCACCACACCAGAUACGUCCUACUCCGACAUGGCUGCAGGAUCGGACCCAGAGUCUGUGGAAGCUAGUCCAGCUGUCAGUGAGAAGAAUGUGUACUCCAGCCACGGCUAUGGGGCCACCCAGAAACACAGCUAUCGCGGGCUGCCUUACGCAGAUCAUAAUUAUGGUGCCCCUCCUCCUCCAACGCCGCCAGCCUCUCCUCCUGUCCAGACCAUUAUACCUCGUGCAGAACUGAAUGGCCUGCACUCACCUGAUGAGGAGAACUCCGGGGACAGUGAGAGCUCCUCAGAAGGAGAAUCAAUUCCCACUUGGUGCCAUUGCAGUGUCUCCCAAGAUGGUUUCCUCCUCAAGUGUGAAAAGUGCAGCCUGACAAGUGUUGGUGGCACCAGGAGUGGAGAUGAGGAUGUUAAAUCGAUGUUCUUAUCAUCCUGGGCCCCACUGAGGGCACGCAUCUUGUGACAUCCUGUUGAAUUUCAAGUGACUUUACUCCUACAAACCAGCUUCAAUUGUGCAUUCUCGUUUGGCAGAGGAAUGAGCAGGGGGAAGGUGAUCAGACUCCGCCGCCGGAAGCAGGACAACGUGUCAGGUGGGGACAGCAGUGCAACUGAGAGCUGGGAUGAAGAACUGUCUCCCUCUACGGUGCUGUACACAGCCACGCAGCACACCCCUACAAGCAUCACUCUGACUGUCAACCGUGUCCGUAGAAGCAAACCUAAGAAGAGGAAGAGGAGUACAGAAAAAGCUCGCACUGCUCCAAAGGCCAAAAAGAUCAAGGCCUUUCGAGAGGGCUCACGAAAGUCUCUGAGGAUGAAGAAUUCCCCUUCUGAAGCACAUGCCUUGGAUGAAAACACAGCUGAAGGGUGGGAGAAUCGAAUACGUCUCUGGACAGACCAAUAUGAAGAAGCCUUUACUAACCAGUACAGCGCUGAUGUGCAGAACCUGUUGGAACGUCAUCUAAACGCUAAUAAAGAAUAUGUGGGCAAAACUGCUAUGCUAGACACAAUCAACAAAACAGAGUUGGCCUGCAAUAAUACUGUUAUUGGGUCCCAGAUGCAGCUGCAGCUGGGAAGAGUGACUCGGGUUCAGAAGCACCGGAAGAUCCUGAGGGCAGCAAGAGACUUGGCACUCGAUACCCUUAUAAUUGAGUAUCGAGGGAAGGUUAUGUUACGACAGCAAUUCGAGGUCAAUGGGCAUUUCUUCAAAAAGCCAUACCCAUUUGUGCUGUUCUACUCCAAGUUUAAUGGCGUUGAAAUGUGUGUUGAUGCCCGCACCUUUGGUAACGAUGCCAGGUUCAUCAGGCGUUCCUGCACUCCAAAUGCAGAGGUUCGUCAUGUGAUUGCUGAUGGGAUGAUCCACCUGUGUAUCUAUGCUGUUGCCACCAUUGCCAAGGACACAGAGGUUACCAUCGCCUUUGACUAUGAGUACAACAUCUGCAGCAACUAUAAAGUGGACUGUGCGUGUCACAAGGGGAACCGGAAUUGCCCUGUGCAGAAACGUGGCCCAAAUGCUGCGGAACACCUACCUCCGCCUGUUUUAGGCACACUGAUUGGGGCAGAAACACGCCGUCGAAAAGCCCGUCGAAAGGAACUAGAAAUGGAACAGCAGGGCGUUGCAUCGGAUGAGAACAGCAAUCAACAAACCGAGGAAGUUCCAGAGGGACCAGCAGCGGUCAGCGACAGUGAGGUGGCAGAUAAAGAGGAGAAACAAGAAGGGGAGAAAGAAGAGUCUGUAGAUGAACAGGGAGCCUUGGUUCACAACCGACGGUCCCGAGAAGAUAGGAAGGUAGAAGCCAUCAUGCAUAUGUUUGAAAACUUGGAAAAGAGAAAGAGGAGACGAGAGCAACCGUCAGACCGGAACAGUACCGAUGCUGAACUCAACAUCAAUGCUGAGGCUCCUGAGCCGGAGGAAAUAAAAACGGAGACUCCUGAAACUGAAGAUGGAAGUUCAACACUUAGUGCUGCUGUGCCAAACGUUUCUAACAGUAACACCAGUACUGGGGUGAACACACGACGGUCUUCCCAAUUAGUGGAUGCUGUCCCAGAAAAAACAGUUACUAAGCCUGCUCCAGCAAAACCCUCUAGGCCUCGACCGAAAAGUCGCUUUUCUCGGUAUCGGACCAGUUCAGCACAAAGACUGAGACGGCAGAAGCAAGCCAAUUCCCAGCAAGCUGAACUCGCACAGGCUGUCCCAGAGGAAGGAAGCACUGCCAGCUUGGUAACUGCAACAGAUGUCAGCAAUGUAGAAGGUCCUGGAGAAGGCAAACAGUUAGCUGGAUCUGACCCAACUGUUAUCCUGGCUGCAGGAUCUCAGUCUAAUCGGGCCACAGUAAAGUACCCCAAAACUAAAAAGUAUCUUGUUACUGAAUGGCUGAAUGACAAGGCAGAAAAGCAGGAGUGUCCCAUUGAAUGCCCUCUGCGCAUUACUACGGACCCAACAGUUUUGGCAACAACCCUAAACAUGUUGCCAGGUCUCAUCCACUCCCCACUAAUUUGUACCACACCUAAACACUACAUUCGUUUUGGUUCACCUUUCAACCCUGAGAGACGUCGAAGGCCGUUUCUGUUGGAUGGAAUUUACAGCUCCUGUAAAAAGCGCUGGAUCAAACAAGCCCUGGAAGAGGGGAUGACGCAGACCUCACCAGCUCCACAAGAGAACAGAACCCAAUGUCUAUACCAAAGUAACGAGAACAGCAGUUCUUCCAGCAUCUGCAAAGAUGACGCAGACUUGCUGAGUCCCCUGAAGAAAUGGAAGUCUCGCUACUUGAUGGAGCAGAGCGUUAAGAAGUUACUGAGGCCUCUGUCUCCGGUCACCCCUCCACCUCCCAUCCCUUCAGUUCCUGACUCGGUGAGCCCACAGCUGGCUACACCCUGCUCAUCUCUGCCAGGAGAGGAGGAGAGUCGCAAUGGUUAUGGCAUGAUGUUCUCGCCAAUUCCUUCUCUGGCUGCUAGUCGCUGCAAUACUCCACUACAGUUUGAGAACGUGUCCUCCCCUGAGAGUUCCCCUGCGCAUAGGCCUGAGUCCCUGUCACCCGAGCUCUGCCUCCGAACAGACCUGGAUUUGAAGGGUGGGUACCUGGAUUCCAGUACAAAUGCCUGCCCAGAACGGUCGUCACUGCUCAGCUUUGGACCCUCUGAUCUGGCUCCACAGCCCUCCAUAAACUCUGCUUCAGAGAUCAACUUCCCAGGGAAAACUGGGGAAGCACAACUGCUGCUAAGAAGCUCUGAUCAAGCUUUUCGGACAGAGUUUAAUUUAAUGUAUGCCUUCUCCCCAUUGAACGCUAUGCCACGUGUGGAUGGGUUGUUGCGGGGAUCUGCUCCUUUGGGAGACAGGAAGCCAAUGAAUUCAGAAGCAGGAUGCUGCAGCUCUCCUGCUGAAGGAUAUUUCAGCAGACAUGAGUCAGGGCUGCUUAAAGAGACAGUGCAUGGAUCCAUGUCUCCCUGUGGUGAGAGGGCUUGCGAAGGAGUCAGAUCUGCUCCACAGAAUCCACCGCAAAGGAAGAAGGUCUCUCUGCUAGAAUAUCGCAAGCGGAAACAGGAAGCCAAGGAGGGAGGCGAUACAGUGCGAUGUACAGGGACUCCUACCCGACAGGGCAGCAGCAGUUCUGUGACUGACACAGAUGUCAGCAGCUUGCCGGGCUCCGUAGUACGAGCCCCAUCCUCCCCACAAAGUGGCUUCUCCCCUUCUCAUCCCUCCCUGCCUCAUGUAGAGGAGAUCAGCCCACCAGACUCAAGGGGGGCUAGUUCCUCAACAUCACUCUGCAAAGCCCAGGAGAACAUCAGCAGUAGGUGGAUGGUUCCAACCUCAGUGGAGAGACUUCGAGAGGGCCGAGGCAUACUUGAGAAGGUCCUGCGAAGUGGUGCAAAGGUAUCUCAGAGAAAUGAAUCCUCACCUACAGCUGACGGUGCUGUUGAGAGAGAUCCGGACGCAGCAGAAGGAGACACUCCAGAUGCCCUCAAAGGACCAGCAGUUUACAGUCCUUCUAGAUACAGCUACCAGCUCCUGCAGUCUGACAGUCCCCAGGCAGAAUCGCAGACCCUUCUCCAGCAAAGUUCCUCCCCCUACCGAGGACACCUUACUCCAUCUCCUGGGUACAGCUAUCGAGCAGCAGCACAGAGGACAGGACACAGCCUCUCUCAUGGUUCCUCAGAAACAUCCCUCUCCUCCACCUCGUACUCCAGCCCUGCCCACUCGGUCUCCACAGACUCUGCCCUGUUUGCAGGGAAUUCGGGGUAUUACAGCAGCCAGCAGCACUCUGGCAGUGUCAGCGGCAGCCUCCUGAAGAAGAGUUGCCCUGCUGCUGCCAGCCCAGCACAGCAAACGCCUGUGGACUCUCUUUCCUCCGAGUCUGUUUCUCAGCCCUGCACAGGAGCGUCAGGCUCCACCUCUGCUCUCCAAAAUGCUAGGUCGCUACAGUCAGACUUGCGGACUAUCAGUCUGCCAAAUUCUGGGCAGUCUGUUCUCUACCAGGGCUCCAGGGGGGCAGUGAUUUCCAAUGCACAACACUAUCAGCACCGUGGGGGAAGCAGUGUCCAUCAGUACAGACUUCAGCAGCUUCAAGGUUCAGGAGUAAAGACUCAGACAGGGCUUUCCUAGGGCUGCCUGGACUUGAGGAGGACAAAACUGCCCAUAGCUCCUUCUAGUCACCUCUGGAAGUGGCUCCUGGGCCAGUGUUAGGAGGCUGCACCUGAUGCUGGGGUGCCAGGGGUCAGAGGCUGAGGUCUGAAAUGCACGGGUGAGAUUUGUGAGCAGUAUUGGCCUCUGGCCUUGUAGGGGAAUUUCUCUGAGGCAGAGACUGUAGCAAAGCUGUUCCCUGAUGCGUGGGUACAUUGCAAAA
Molecule: messenger RNA, 5528 nt
Organism: Struthio camelus australis
Lineage: Eukaryota; Metazoa; Chordata; Aves; Struthioniformes; Struthionidae
Source: RefSeq, a predicted model, not a curated record